Molecule: messenger RNA, 648 nt
Organism: Ochlerotatus camptorhynchus
Lineage: Eukaryota; Metazoa; Arthropoda; Insecta; Diptera; Culicidae
Product: zinc finger protein 512B-like
Exons: 2
Coding region: 94-648 (184 amino acids)
Source: RefSeq, a predicted model, not a curated record
AUCACGCAAAAGUUAAGCAAUAACCAUUUCACUAUCGCCUGUUGAAACUAUUGCAAGCACCAUUUCCAUCCCAUCGAGCUACCAUCGGACGGAAUGAAGAAAGCACUCAUAUUGUUGAUGUUCGCAGUUGGUUGGAGUACCAGCGACUCGGGAAAGUCAAUCAAACACAAAAAGCGAGAACUACCAUACGGGACCAGCGAAACGGUCGAAUCGUCCCACAUCUUCGACACCCAGUCUCCUGAAGCCAACUACAACUGGGGUAACAAACAGUUUAAAGAAGUUACCAUUACCAAAAAUGUUCCAGUUCCGUUUCCGGUGAAAGUGGAAAAGCAUGUAGCCGUUCCGGUUCGGAUUCCGUUUCCGGUAGCAGUCCAGAACAACAUACCGAUCGUAGUGGAACGAAAGAUUCCCAUCUAUGUGGAGAAACCAGUGCCAGUGCAAGUGGAUCGACCAGUGCCUUACCCGUUGCCGAUCCAAAUACCAGUAUUUCACCGAGUGGCCGUAGAAGUGCCAAAACCCUACCCAGUGCACAUUCCUGCGCCUUAUCCGGUGUACAUUCAGAAACCGUUGUACGUUGAGAAAUCGAAGAAAUACAAACGGGUCAAGAAGAACACAUCGAAAGUCAUGAACAAUAGGCAGCACCACUAA